CUGUAUCUUCUUCCUUACGAUUUCGUCAACGAAAUUUCCGAGCCCUGUUUUUAGGCCAGACCAAAGAGAGAGUACCAGCUAGCCAGACAAAAGGGUAAAAGGAAAAGAAAGGAAAAUGAAAAUGUUUUGACUCAUUCAAACGAAUCCAUCAAAGCCCGAAAAAAGAAGAAUAACAAAGUUGAACUCUCAAGUGAAAUGGGUGCCUCUGUUGAUGCCUUGUGGGCUAUCAACUCAUGCUUUUCUUUUUGGAAAAACAAAAGAUUUUUGCGCUCAGUGAAACAACAUGAAGAAGAAGAGUAGGGUCGCCAGAGUGAAGAAAGGUAAAUUUAAGAGGGGGUUUGGAAAGAUUUUGAAGUGUCUCUGCUCAGGAGACCAAGUAAGAGCAGCAGAUAAAAUGGUGCCUACGUUUGAAUCCCUUACGAUUGAGGAUUAUGGAAAUGAGAUUAUUUCGAGAGCUCGCGAAAUCGCUAAGCAACCGGACACUGGUAAUAUAGAAGAAGCUGAAUUAUCUCUUCGUGAGAGUGGUAGCUUGAACUACGAGGAAGCAAGAGCAUUGCUGGGAAGAUAUGAAUAUCAGAAAGGAAAUGUUGAAGCUGCUCUACAUGUAUUUGAAGGAAUAGAUACAUCAACAGUGGCUCCCAAGAUUAAAUCCACACUUUCUAGAAGAGGAGGGGAACGUCGUAGAAGCAGCUUUCAAAAUAUUGAAACCUCAUCGAUGUCGAUACAUGCUGUUAGUUUACUUUUGGAAGCAAUCUUUCUCAAAUCAAAAUCAUUGCAGGCGCUUGGGAGGUUUAAAGAAGCUGCUCAAUCUAGCAAAUUUAUUGUGGACAUAGUUGAAUCUUCAUUACCAGAAGGGUUGCCUGAAAACUUUGGUGCUGAAUGUAAAUUGCAGGAGACUCUUACCAAGGCUGUUGAGCUGCUUCCUGAACUAUGGAAGCUUGCUGAUUGUCCAGUUGAAGCAAUCUUGUCAUACCGACAGGCUUUACUCCAUCCUUGGAACCUUGACAGUGAAACCACUGCUAGGAUUCAGAAAGAGUUCGCCAUUUUUCUUCUCUACAGUGGAGGUGAAGCAUGCCCUCCUAACCUCCGAUUCCAAAUGGAUGGUUCAUUUGUACCCAAAAACAAUUUAGAAGAAGCUAUACUUUUGCUGAUGAUUCUGCUUAGAAAAGUUUCUCUAAAGAGAAUUGGAUGGGAUCCGUCAAUCUUAGAUCACCUUUCGUUUGCUCUAUCUAUUUCUGGGGAUACCAGAUCUCUGGCUCAUCAAGUAGAAGAACUACUUCCAGGGAUAAUUAGUCGAAAUGAACGGUAUUACAUUCUUGCUCUUUGUUAUUAUGGAGCGGGUGAUUGCUUGGUUGCUUUGGAUCUACUGAAGAAAUUGUUUAGUAGUGGAGACAAUCUCAACCAUACUCCAGCUUUACUUAUGGCCUCAAAGAUAUGCGGGGAAGUCCAAAAUUUUGAACAAGAGGGAGUGGAUUUUGCUCGCAGAGCCCUGGAAUUUUUGGAUGGUACAUGUGAUCAGCUGGAAAGCACUGCCAAUUAUCUCUUGGGAGUUUCUCUUUCAUUACAGGCUAAAUUAGCUGUUACCGAUUCUGAGAGGGUAUCAAGACAAUCUGAAGCACUUCUAGUUUUGGAAACUGCUGGGAAAUUGACAAGAAUGGAAGAUCCUGUAAUCCUUUACCAACUUAGCCUUGGAAAUGCCGAGCAGAGGAAAUUAAAUGAUGCGCUUUAUUAUGCAAAAAACAUGAUUAAACUAGAAGGUGGAUCUAAUUUAAAAGGUUGGCUUUUGUUAGCUCGAGUAUUGUCAGCUCAAAGAAGGUUUGUGGAUGCUGAAGCAAUCAUAGAUACUGCAUUGGAGCAGACAGGGAAAUGGGAUCAAGGAGAACUGUUGCGAACAAAAGCUAAACUUCACACUGCACAGGGUCAGAUGAGAAGCGCCAUUGAGACGUAUACUCAACUUCUUGCGAUUCUUCAAGUUCAGAAGAAAAGCAUUGGUUCUGAAAUGAAGUUAUACAAGAGUGGUAGAAGAUCAGUUAGAAGUUUGGAAUUAGAAAUAUGGCAUGACCUGGCUUAUAUGUAUAUAAGGUUGUCACAAUGGCGUGAUGCUGAAAUAUGUCUUUCUAAAUCCAAGUCCAUCUGUUCUUACUCUGCCACUAGAUGGCAUGCCACAGGUGUGCUUUACGAAGCCAAAGGCCAAUACAAAGAAGCUUUAAAAGCUUUCUUAGUUGCUUUGGAUACUGAUCCCACACAUGUUCCAAGCUUGAUCUCCACAGCUGAGAUUCUCAGGCAGCUAGGUGAUGAAUCGCUGGCUGUUGUCCGAAGCUUCCUGACCGAGGCUUUACGGCUUGACAGAAUGAACCAUUCUGCGUGGUACAAUCUCGGUCUGUUCUAUAAAGCCAAGGGUAAUGCUUCAUCGCCAUUAGAAGCUGCAGAAUGUUUUGAGGCUGCAACUUGUCUUGAAGAAACUGCACCUGUUGAACCUUUCAGAUGACUACUCAUCUUUACUUGACCAAACUUUCUGUUGUAAAUCUCAGAUGACUGUCUAUUCUCAUAUCAUGAUAGGUUUGGAAAAUAAUAAAGUUUUUUUCUCCUUUUUCUUUUUAAAGCAAA
Molecule: messenger RNA, 2607 nt
Organism: Humulus lupulus (European hop)
Lineage: Eukaryota; Viridiplantae; Streptophyta; Magnoliopsida; Rosales; Cannabaceae
Product: protein NPGR2
Exons: 6
Coding region: 284-2488 (734 amino acids)
Molecular function (GO): protein binding
Source: RefSeq, a predicted model, not a curated record